Messenger RNA from Fukomys damarensis (Damara mole-rat), 729 nucleotides. It is a transcript of the gene Smim10l1, whose product is annotated as small integral membrane protein 10 like 1. Bases 147 to 341 code for a protein of 64 amino acids. The transcript has a single exon. NCBI's taxonomy places the organism in Eukaryota, Metazoa, Chordata, Mammalia, Rodentia, Bathyergidae. The record is from RefSeq and is a predicted model, not a curated record.
GCCACCCUGGAGCCAGCGGCGGCUGCGGAACGCGCAGGUGUGAGCUCGGCGGCCGCUUUACCCCGGUUCCCGGCUGUGGCACAGGGGUCUGCAGAGCUGCGGCGACCUUCGGCUUCCGGCGCUGGGCCGUCGGUGACAGCUGGUCCAUGGCCCCGUCUUCUUUGGCCGUGAGGGCCUCAAGCCCGCCAGUGGCCCCCACUUCAUACGGGGUCUUCUGCAAGGGGCUCUCCCGCACCCUGCUCGCCUUCUUCGAGCUGGCCUGGCAGCUGCGCAUCAACUUCCCCUAUUUCUACGUCGCGGGCUCUGUGAUACUGAACAUCCGCUUGCAGGUACACAUAUAGAGAGCCGUUAGCAAACUGCCAGCAGGAUGGGGGGGCUCCCAGGAGGCCCCGGGGCGCAGCCAAGCUGCUGGGGACGAGCACCGCAAUCUCGCGAGAUUUUGCGGGAGCCUUCCGCGCGUGUGCUCUCCGCUCCGAGCCGUCCCUGAAGUGUGGGGAAAAUCCUGUGGACUUUAGGUAGAGAAGAGAUGAGAUUCCGGAAAGGGAGGCCUUCAGCUAAGACCCACGAAAAUGGUUAAGAAGCUGUGUGUCCUUAAAAUGAAAUCGACAGAUUCCGGGAUAUGAGAAACGGCGCAGAAUGCGUUAUGAAAAAGGAAGGCCAAAGUUUUUCAGUAAAAAAAUGUUAAAUGAACGACAAAUUUAUGGUGUAACUUAAGCAACCAGUGAACUU